AUGGCUGCGCUCCCUGGGACCGUACCAAGAAUGAUGCGCCCAGGACCCGGACAGAAUUAUCCCCGUACCGGAUUUCCCUUGGAAGUCUCGACCCCGCUGGGCCAGGGCCGCGUCAACCAGCUCGGAGGCGUCUUCAUCAACGGGCGACCCCUCCCCAACCACAUCCGCCACAAGAUCGUGGAGAUGGCCCACCACGGCAUCCGGCCCUGCGUCAUCUCGCGGCAGCUGCGCGUGUCCCACGGCUGCGUCUCCAAGAUCCUCUGCCGCUACCAGGAGACCGGCUCCAUCCGCCCCGGAGCCAUCGGGGGCAGCAAGCCCAGGCAGGUCGCGACGCCCGACGUGGAGAAGAAGAUCGAGGAGUACAAGCGCGAGAACCCGGGCAUGUUCAGCUGGGAGAUCCGCGACCGGCUGCUGAAAGACGGGCACUGCGACCGCAGCACGGUCCCCUCAGGUUUAGUGAGUUCGAUUAGCCGGGUGCUCCGAAUCAAGUUCGGGAAGAGAGAGGAAGACGAGGAUUGCGAGAAGAAAGAGGAGGACAGCGAGAAGAAAGCCAAGCACAGCAUCGACGGCAUCUUGGGCGACAAAGGCAACAGGCUGGACGAGGGAUCCGACGUGGAGUCCGAGCCGGAUCUCCCGCUCAAGCGCAAGCAGCGCCGCAGCCGGACGACCUUCACGGCGGAGCAGCUUGAGGAGCUGGAGAAGGCCUUCGAGCGGACCCACUAUCCCGACAUCUACACCCGCGAGGAGCUCGCGCAGAGGACCAAGCUCACUGAGGCGAGAGUCCAGGUCUGGUUCAGCAACCGCCGGGCCCGAUGGCGCAAGCAGGCCGGAGCCAACCAGCUGGCCGCCUUCAACCACCUGCUGCCGGGGGGCUUCCCGCCCACGGGGAUGCCGGCCCUGCCCCCCUACCAGCUGCCGGACUCGACUUACCCGACCACCACCCUCUCCCAAGAUGGGGGCAACACCGUCCACAGGCCGCAGCCUCUCCCGCCGUCCACCAUGCACCAGGGCGGGCUGGCGGCGGCAGCGGCGGAUUCCAGCUCUGCCUACGGGGCCCGGCACAGCUUUUCCAGCUACUCGGACAGUUUCAUGAACCCGGCGGCUCCGGCUAAUCACAUGAACCCCGUCAGCAACGGGCUCUCCCCGCAGGUGAUGAGCAUUCUGAGCAACCCGAGCGGGGUCCCCCCGCAGCCCCAGGCCGACUUCUCCAUCUCGCCGCUGCACGGCGGCCUGGACGCCGCCAACUCCAUCUCGGCCAGCUGCAGCCAGCGGAGCGACUCCAUCAAGUCCGUGGACAGCCUGCCCACCUCGCAGUCCUACUGCCCCCCCACCUACACCACCACCGGCUACAGCGUGGACCCCGUGGCCAGCUACCAGUACGGCCAGUACGGCCAAACUGCUGUUGACUAUUUGACCAAGAACGUGAGUCUCUCCACACAGCGCAGAAUGAAGCUUGGGGAGCACUCGGCAGUCCUGGGCCUCCUGCCCGUGGAAACGGGCCAGGCGUACUGA
Messenger RNA from Varanus komodoensis (Komodo dragon), 1512 nucleotides. It is a transcript of the gene PAX7, whose product is annotated as paired box 7. Gene Ontology annotation, molecular function: RNA polymerase II cis-regulatory region sequence-specific DNA binding; DNA-binding transcription factor activity, RNA polymerase II-specific. The transcript is spliced from 9 exons. The coding region runs from base 1 to 1512 and encodes 503 amino acids. Lineage: Eukaryota; Metazoa; Chordata; Lepidosauria; Squamata; Varanidae. The record is from RefSeq and is a predicted model, not a curated record. Gene Ontology annotation, biological process: regulation of transcription by RNA polymerase II; anatomical structure development.